Molecule: messenger RNA, 1119 nt
Organism: Triticum turgidum subsp. durum (durum wheat)
Lineage: Eukaryota; Viridiplantae; Streptophyta; Magnoliopsida; Poales; Poaceae
Source: the annotation of a GenBank genome assembly
AUGUCUGUGCAUCAAGGUUGGGCAGAUCUACCAGAUGUCCUGCUUCAUUCCAUCAUUGCUCUGACAGGCUCCUUCUCCGACCUCCUUGCCUUGGCUUGCACCUGCCGCUCUUGGCGUGAGGCCUUCUUCUCUUUUCCAUCAAAGUCUGCCUCCUCGACGAUCUUCCCGCCUGUGCUCCUGCAACCUGAUGUCCCCGGGCGCUCUCCAUGUCACCACCCCUUUGGUGAUAAACGUCCAUGUCAGGUCAUUGAUCCAGCCAGCCAACACUCGCGCCUUUGUUGUCAGAUUCCCUUAAAUCACCUUUCUCGUUGCCCCCAGAGUCCUCUCGGUAGCUUUUGCUUCCUGGGUGCUUCUUAUGGCCAUCUCAUCUUCUCCAGCAACAGAUCAUGUCUCGUUGUUGAUGCAUUUACAGGUGUUAGUUUUUCACCACCACAGAUUCCGGGUGACGAAUUCACUGAGGUCUACUACGGUGCCCUCACGGCUCCUCUAGCGUCACCCAACCCACAUCUCCUUGUCACCAACGGAUCUCACAGUUACUUUUGGCGUGUUGGUAGUCACUCUUGGUUGAGAGCUUGUCCUUGCGAUGGAACGGUCAAGCAGAUCGUCACCUUCAAAGGCCAGGUCUUUGGCAUGGACUCUGGUGGCAUGCUCUUCGUUAUGCACUUGGUGCCUCGGAUUCGCGUACGGAUGAUGGGAGUCAGUUGGGGGGAAAUCUCCACGCGUCAUCUUGCCAACCUAUACCUGGUUGCGUGUGGCGAUAUGCUUCUCUUGGUCGGGUGUCGGGGGUCGUUUCCGGCAAGAGGGGAUUCCUUCGAAGCCUUCCGCCUUGACCAGUCGACCGAACAUGCAAAGUGGGUGAAGGUGGAGGAGUUGAAGAAUUGGGCGAUCUUCAUCAGCACUGACAAGAGAAGCCAACCAUUAUCCUUCAUGAACCCGGAAAGGUGGGGAGGGAGGAGCAACUGCGUGUACUACUAUUCCCAUGAUUCUGAACACUGGGCUGCAUUUGAGUUGGGAAAGCCUGCCUCCAGCCGAAACAGCUUUGUUUUCAUAAGCUCUAGCAAUGUAGUGCAACCUACGUGGGUUGUCCCUAGCAUGUUCUCCCAGUGUGGUGAUGGUUGA